Molecule: messenger RNA, 686 nt
Organism: Rhodamnia argentea
Lineage: Eukaryota; Viridiplantae; Streptophyta; Magnoliopsida; Myrtales; Myrtaceae
Product: RING-box protein 1a
Exons: 5
Coding region: 74-427 (117 amino acids)
Biological process (GO): ubiquitin-dependent protein catabolic process; protein ubiquitination
Cellular component (GO): nucleus; cullin-RING ubiquitin ligase complex
Molecular function (GO): ubiquitin protein ligase activity; cullin family protein binding; zinc ion binding
Source: RefSeq, a predicted model, not a curated record
AGUAAAAAAGCAAAGGACCCUCUUCGUCGCUUCUCUCUGGAAAAAGCCUGCUUCCGCAAGUUUGCGAUCAGCAAUGGCGACUCUCGACUCCGACGUUCCUAUGGUCCCCGCCGGAGAGGGAUCGAGCAGCGGCGCUUCUUCUUCUUCGAAGAAGCCGAAGCGAUUCGAGAUCAAGAAGUGGAACGCCGUCGCUCUCUGGGCUUGGGAUAUCGUGGUGGACAACUGCGCGAUUUGCCGGAACCACAUCAUGGAUCUCUGCAUUGAGUGCCAAGCGAACCAAGCCAGUGCCACCAGCGAGGAGUGCACGGUUGCUUGGGGAGUGUGCAACCAUGCAUUUCACUUUCACUGCAUCAGUCGUUGGCUGAAGACUCGUCAAGUAUGUCCGCUAGAUAACAGCGAGUGGGAAUUUCAGAAGUAUGGCCACUAAAAUUUCUUUAAGUGCCUUCCGACUUGUCUUACGGAUGCAGCAGUAGUGUGCAGUUGAAGUUCCGAAAAGCAGUUCUUGUUCUCAUUUGCUCUUAUUAUAUCUUUGAAUGGAGUUAAUUGAGUAUUUGGUGCUGCAAACUGGUUGUACCUGCUGUAACAUAAUCUAGCGUGUUCAUUUCGAAGUAAUUUGUAAGAUGCUAGAUAUGGAUGAGCUACAGUAAAAUUCAAGGAUAUUUUAUCGUAUUUAUGCUUUCUUUCUA